Molecule: messenger RNA, 1166 nt
Organism: Tachysurus vachellii
Lineage: Eukaryota; Metazoa; Chordata; Actinopteri; Siluriformes; Bagridae
Exons: 6
Coding region: 1-864 (287 amino acids)
Source: RefSeq, a predicted model, not a curated record
AUGUGGCACGAGGAGCUUCAGCUGCAAGAUGACACAGAAAAUAACAGACUUUUCCUCAGUUUUGCAAAGCGAUCCAGGGAAGUGCAGCGGCGCGACACGUUCACUGCGCGUGCACCUGCCCGACAUCUUCAUCGCUCGUCAUCAUCAUCAUCAUCAUCCAUCUCCUCUCAGUAUGGUGAGGAGUUUUGGGAGAAAAUUCUCAGCUAUCCAAGCACGAAGGCGACACAGUAUGAUCUGUGCUGUGGAGAUCCGUUGACCGGGUUCUCCAGAGAACCUGCUGAGAUGGUGUGGACAGGAGUGAGAGGAGUGAAGAAUAAGAACCUCUCUGUGAACACUCUGCCAUCUCCGGCUCAGCUGAUGGGCAGAAGGAAGAAGGGAAGAGGACGAGUGAUGGGAGGAGACGCAGCACAGAGACAAGCAGCUGCAGUCACACAGCACAUCGAAGAGCUGAGAAGGAAACAGAGUGCCAUAGAGCAGAUGAAGGAGGAUAAGCAGUGGGGCUCGAUGCUAGAUUACAAUUCAGAGAACAGCUGCUCUUAUGAUGUCGGGACUCUGACUUCUCCCGAGACUCUGUGGAGUUCAGACCUGUCUCACUACACUUCACCAAGUCCAACACACCUGAACACCGUCACCGUUAAGCCACAGGUGUUUGGUGGCUGUAAAGAGAUGAUGGAUCUCAUACCUGGUGGAAACCCCAUGAUGUCAUUUGUGGUAACCGGAACAGCACACAGAGAGGCUGAGGGGAGCUGGGACUCAUCCUGUCUGGACCUGGCGUAUGUAGACACGCCCACAUUGGACACGCCUUAUCUACACACACCGUGUCCAUCUCACACAAAAUUCUGGGACUUCCCUUCCAUUAUCUAAAAUUACAACGUUUUUGCCUAUUCAUGAAUUUAUAUAUUGAACGUUCUUCUUUUCUUCAGAGAUUUGAAUUCUGAUUGUUUAUCAUUUUUUAUUUUCACGUUUAUCACCUGACGUUUCAUCGGCAAUCAUUAGUGUUUCCUGUUUGUUUUGAACCUCUGUUUUGUGUUUGCAGGCAUGUUGAGCUCUGUUCUGUUGUUAAACCUGUGCAUUAAGGAUAAGUUUUAUGAUUUAGAACAAGUUCUACAUUAAAUCAAUACGAUAUUAAACACGUUGAUGUUAAACACAAUACAAUAUAAUAUUAA